This is a messenger RNA of Haliotis rufescens (red abalone), 1711 nucleotides long. RefSeq names its product isoamyl acetate-hydrolyzing esterase 1 homolog. Lineage: Eukaryota; Metazoa; Mollusca; Gastropoda; Lepetellida; Haliotidae. Gene Ontology annotation, molecular function: hydrolase activity, acting on ester bonds. The coding region runs from base 78 to 803 and encodes 241 amino acids. The record is from RefSeq and is a predicted model, not a curated record. The transcript is spliced from 6 exons.
GGGUAACUCUAAAUUACUAUACGUGCGUGCAGUGAAUAUUUUGCUGUAUUCUAAAUGUUCUGAUUUAAAUUAGCAAGAUGAACAACAGGUUGACAUGGCCGAAGAUAGUCCUCUUUGGAGACUCGAUUACACAGUUUAGUCUGAGCCAGGAAGGCCAGUGGGGCGCUUUGCUAGCAGAUCAUCUCCAGAGGAAAUGUGACGUGAUAAAUCGUGGUUUCUCUGGCUACAAUGCGAGGUGGUGCAAGUUUGUGCUGCCCCAGAUCCUCAGCAGCGAUGAUGCCGCCGGUGUGGCUGCUGUCACUAUCUUCCUCGGGGCUAAUGACUCCAAUGAUGAAGUCUUGAACCCCAGACAGCACGUGCCCCUUGAAGACUACAUGGAGGACCUCAUGGAGAUGGUGGAGUAUUUGCAGUCUAUAGGCAUCGAGAGGGAGCGAAUCAUCCUCAUCACCCCUCCAGCAUGUGACGAGAAGGCCUGGGGAGAAGAAUGCAAGAAGAAAGGUAAACCGCUGAGCAAGGACAACAAGGUGACGGAGCUGUAUGCCAGGGAGUGUGUGGAAGCCGCAAGUGACUGCGGCACGCAGUGUGUGGAUCUCUACAAGGCCAUGAUGAAAUCACAAGGAUGGGAGGACAUGUUGAGUGAUGGUCUCCACCUAUCACAGAAAGGCUCACACUUGCUCUUUACUCUGCUCCAGCCAAUCGUAGACAAGCUUACAUCAGAUGUUGUCUUCAAGUUUCCCUUGUGGGAUGAAGUGGACUACAAUAAUCCAGAAGCGUCUCUAUGCUCUGUCAAUGCAUCUAGUUAAUGUGCAGGUGCCCUGUGACUAGCUAGUGUUCAGUGACCUGUGACUAGCUAGUGUGCAGUGACCUGUGACUAGCUAGUGUGCAGUGACCUGUGACUAGUUAGUGUGCAGUGGCCUGUGACUAGCUAGUGUGCAGUGACCUGUGACUAGUUAGUGUGCAGUGACCUGUGUCUAUCUAGUGUUCAGUGCCCCGUGACUAGUUAGUGUUCAGUGCCCUGUGACUAGUUAGUGUUCAGUGCCCUGUGACUAGUUAGUGUUCAGUGACCUGUGACUAGUUAGUGUUCAGUGCCCUGUGACUAGUUAGUGUUCAGUGCCCUGUGACUAGCUAGUGUGCAGUGACCUGUGACUAGCUAGUAUGCAGGUACCCUGUGACUAGCUAGUGUGCAAUGACCUGUGACUAGCUAGCAUGGCUAGUGUACAGUGACCUGUGACUAGCUAGUGUGCAGAUGCUGUUUAAAAAGUUAAUCUAUGCACUGUGAGGAAAUGAACUUAUUUAAUCAUGAUACCUAUCAAUUUUGAUCUUUCACACUUCAUUUUUAUUGCACUAUCAGUAGUUACAUACAGUAGAGUACAUUGGUUAUGGAACUAACGGACACGACAAACUUAUCCAUGAUUCUUGUGUUCUAGUGAUAAUUAAGUAUUCCUUGUCCUUCGGAUUUCUUUCAUCAGCCAGAUACCAUCAUUUGCAAAAAUCACUGUAUAUCAGACCAAGCAUGAACAAUUUUUACCUCAUGGUAGCAUACUUGAGAACAAGAGCCUUUAGGCCACCUUUCUAGAUGAUAGUUUAAGGAGUCCCAUGUUUGUUUUAUUCUCAGCCUCAUGUACUGUGCAGUGUGUCUGGUACACCACAUACAUGUCAUGUAUGUACAGGGGGCACGGGUGGCCCAGUCGUCUAAGGCGCCGCGAUUCAC